Messenger RNA from Triticum turgidum subsp. durum (durum wheat), 1224 nucleotides. Lineage: Eukaryota; Viridiplantae; Streptophyta; Magnoliopsida; Poales; Poaceae. The record is from the annotation of a GenBank genome assembly.
AUGCCGGGAACCGGAGGCGCGACCGUCCUGGACGACCUUCCAGAGUGGAUCGUUGUCGAAGAGAUCCUCGUCCGUUUGCCACCCAAGGACAUCCUCCGCUGUCGCGCUGUCUGCAGGUGGUGGCACAGCGCCACCUCCACCGACAAGUUCAUGCUGGAUCACCACCGCCGCCAGCCCUUGCUCCCGAUCCUCAGCCACGUCGUCGUUCCGCAGAAAGCCCGCCUCCUGUUUUCCUUUGAUGCCGGUGCAGGCCAGCAAAAACUCUGCCCUGUCGUCCGGACCUAUGACUACGGUAAACUGCAGACCGCCUGUGAUGGCCUCCUCGUUGUCUCCCACGGAUCCAUGACGGAUAAGUUCAUCUGCAACCCUGUCACCCGCAAGUCUGCCCGCCUAGCAAAGCCUCAGGCCCAACGGGGUUUUUACCACCAGAUUAUCGGCUUCUACCGGCACCAACCAUCCAGAGGAGAAUUCCGAGUGCUAUGGAUCUCUAGGCCGACGACCUACAAUUCAUACGACACAAAUUACAGAACUUUCUACUACGUCAUAGUGGUGGGAUCCGAUAAUACAAGAUGCAUCAGACAAGGAUGCAUCCCACAACCAACAUCCUCGCCGCCUUCCUUGGAUCUGGCUUUACGCAGGGGCCUGCCUGAUUCGUCCCAGUAUCCACCAGUCCACCACCGUGGCGGCCUGCACUGGAGACUUAGAAGAUACCACGGCUCCGAUGCGGACUACAUAAUGGUGUUCAACACAGCAGCUGAAACAUUUCGAUUGAUGUGUCGUCCUGCCCGAUUGGGCAACUGCUUACAUGAGUCAUUGCUGGAGAUGGAUGACACUCUUGCUUUGUGCAGCAUCUGCAGUGACAAACACACCAUAGACUUUUGGGUGCUACAGGACUACGAUGCUGAAACGUGGUCUUUCAAGCAUCGGAUUAAUUUGAUUGGGGUGGAUCCAUCAGCGCUUGUUGAUCCAGAGGUCAUAAUAUCCCCUAGUAUGGCUGUUCUCAGUGGGGGUGAGAUGCUGAUUCGGUUUACUCAUAGGGGUGUGUUGCAUUUUGAUGUUGAUGGCAAGUUUUUAGGAUAUGUGAAAAGCCAAGAUGGCCAAGAAAUCAAUUUGUGGGUUACCGGGCAUUACCUCCAGGAGAGCAUUAUUCCCGGUCCACUGUUCCAUGAGAUGAGAGAAGAUGAUGGUGCGAACCAGGAGCCUCCAUUUUUUGUAGUACUGUAG